This is a messenger RNA of Bipolaris oryzae ATCC 44560, 1692 nucleotides long. RefSeq lists its product as uncharacterized. The coding region runs from base 1 to 1692 and encodes 563 amino acids. Gene Ontology annotation, molecular function: transmembrane transporter activity. The record is from RefSeq and is a predicted model, not a curated record. NCBI's taxonomy places the organism in Eukaryota, Fungi, Ascomycota, Dothideomycetes, Pleosporales, Pleosporaceae. Gene Ontology annotation, biological process: transmembrane transport. The transcript has 2 exons.
AUGGAGCAACACGAGCUACAAAUCCUACCGGCCACCACACCCGGGAAAGACGGGAUUCCACAUGCAGCGCAGACAGAAGGAAUAGAACAAGAUGUUGCGACUUUAGAGGAGAGGAGAAAGAGAAGUAGAGUGCGCUUGGUCGCUAUUAUCACCGCCUUGUUUCUCUCUCUCUUCGUCUCCGCCCUUGACGCAACCAUCGUCGCCACCGCCGCACCCACCAUAUCCCGCGACCUUUCCUCGGCCGCAGGCUACACCUGGAUCGGGGGCGCUUACCUCCUCGCCAACGCAGCCUCCGGUCCCAUCUGGGCGUCCCUCUCCGACAUCUGGGGCCGCAGGCUCAUUAUGCUCGUUGCGCUCGCACUCUUCUUCGUCAGCUCUGCCGUGUGCGCUUCCGCAAAGACGAUGCAGGAACUUAUUAUUGGGCGGGCCUUCCAGGGCGCUGCGGGUGGCGGAUUAAUAUUGCUGGUGCAUGUGUGCAUUAGUGACUUGUUUAGCUUGAGGGAAAGGAGCUUGCUGAUGGGUUUUGCCGAGGGGAUUUGGGCGUUAGCUGGGGGCGUGGGACCGGUGCUUGGUGGGCUUUUUGCGAGCUUGGUGAGUUGGAGAUGGUGUUUCUAUAUCAACCUUCCUAUCAGUGGUGUUGCGUCUAUUCUUGUUCUGCUCUUCCUCGAUAUCCGGCACGAACACACGUCGUUUCUGCGUGGCAUUCGCGCGAUCGAUUGGCUCGGCAUCGUCACCUUUUUGGCCUGUACGCUACUCUUGCUCCUUGGUCUCGAUUUUGGCGGCGUCUUGUUUCCCUGGUCUUCGCCUAAGAUUAUCGUCCUCCUUACCAUCGGUACGGCCAUGCUCUUCGUCUUCAUCUACAGCGAGGCCAAAGUCGCAAAGUACCCACUGAUACCCAUGGCCCUGUUCAAGCGCGCUACGAACGUCGCCGUGCUAUCUGUCGUGUUCCUGCACGGCUUCGUCUUCAUAGCAGGAGAAUACUACAUGCCGCUCUUCUUCCAGUCCGUCCUCGAAGCCUCGCCCCUACGCUCCGGUGUGCUGCUCCUCCCCUUCAUCGUUACCGGCGCCCUCGCCGGCGUAGGAUGCGGUGUGAUAAUGCACAAGACGGGACGCUUCCGGCCCAUCAUCUGGAUUGGCACGCUGCUCCUGACCAUCGGCUUCGGUCUGUUCAUCGCCUUCGGCGCAACAACUUCGACGGCAGUGGCAGCCGGUUUCGUGGCCAUUGGCGGUUUGGGCUCGGGAGUUCUCUUCGAGGCGCCCCUGAUUGCGAUUCAGAGCCAGGUCCAGCAGUCCGAUGUCGCCAGUGCAACUGCUACGUUGACGUUUAUUCGCAACAUUGCCGUCGCUGUAUCCACCAUUGUGGGCGGCACAAUCAUCCAGAAUUCCAUGGAUGGCCAGGCCUCUUUGCUACGCGACGCGGGCGUCCCACAGCAUAUCCGCGAACUGCUGAAUGGUGAGAAUGCGCUUGCAAACGUCAUGGUGCCGAGCACAUUAGGCAGUAACCCCAAAUGGGAAUACGCUGCCAAACAAGCUUUUGCGUACGCCAUGCGUAACAUGUGGAUCACCUACACAGUGCUUGCAUUCUUUGGCUUUGUAGCAAGCUUGUUCAUAAAGUCGGCGGUGCUGAGUACAGACCAUGUGGAGACUGUGACGGGUUUGAAGGAAAAGAAGCCGGCCGAAACCACGGCAUGA